Molecule: messenger RNA, 2548 nt
Organism: Thamnophis sirtalis
Lineage: Eukaryota; Metazoa; Chordata; Lepidosauria; Squamata; Natricidae
Source: RefSeq, a predicted model, not a curated record
AUGCUAAACGAGAUCAUUGGGGAAGAGGUAUCCGUUAUCACCACCUGUGUCCUUACCAAAUCUAAGAACAGCUUAGAGAUGGGAAGUCAGAAGAUCAAGGUUUCUGAUUACCCCAUCAUUCUAUCUAUCGAGAAUCACUGCAGCAUAGAACAACAAGACAUCAUGGCACAACUGCUGAAAGGCGUACUGGGAGAACGACUCCUCAUCAACACCAUUGAUGACCUUGUUCCUGUGCAAUUGCCUUCACCUGAAGAAUUGAAGGGCAAGAUCAUUCUAAAGGGCAAGAAGAUUGGAUAUCUGGAAGAUUCUCUGAAUGAGCAUCCAGACAAGAUGCCUGAACGGGAAGAAGUUAUUGAGGAGGAAGUAAAUGAGACAGAAGAAGAGGCCCUGCGUAGUGAAGACAAGAGGAAAGAGAAGAAAGGUAAACAUUCCCUCUCAAAGGAACUUUCGGAUUGUAUUAUCUACUGUAAGAGUGUACCUUUCUGCAGCUUCCAACAUUCUUGCAGCCACUACAAGUCAUAUGAGAUGUCUUCCAUCACUGAAUCCAAAGCUCGCAAGCUCAUCCGAGAAGCUGGGAAUGACUUUGUCCGCCAUAAUACCUGGCAACUGACACGGAUCUUCCCCAGUGGGUUGCGGACGGACUCCUCCAAUUUCAACCCCCAGGCAAUGUGGAAUGUGGGGUGCCAAUUGGUGGCCCUGAAUUUUCAAACAGCUGGUACAGAGAUGGACUUGUAUGAUGGACUUUUUAGUCAAAAUGGCCAUUGCGGUUAUGUGUUGAAGCCAAGUUUCAUGAGGGAUAAAGAGACAGCCUUCAGCCCUGAGGACCCCCAAAGCAGGGGUGAAGGUAACCCCUUGAGCUUAAUGGUUAAGAUCAUUAGUGGGCAGCAGCUGCCCAAGAUUCCCAACAGCAAAGAAGGCUCCAUUGUGGAUCCAUUCGUGCGAGUGGAGAUUCAUGGGAUCCCUUCUGACAGUGCCAAGCAGGAAACCAAAUAUAUUGACAAUAAUGGUUUUAACCCACAGUGGGGUGAGUCCUUUCGGUUCUACGUGUGGGUCCCAGAACUGGCCCUUCUACGUUUUGUGGUGGAAGAUUAUGACAAGGCAUCUCGGAAUGACUUUGUGGGGCAGUAUACACUACCUCUCACCAGUGUCAAAGCAGGAUACCGCCACAUCCAUCUUCUUUCUAAGGAUGGCACUGGGAUCUCACCAGCAUCACUCUUUGUCCACAUUCAGAUAGGGGAGUUGGCAACUGAGAAUGAUUAAAUCGCAUUUCUGCAUUACACAAUACAACUCUUCCUUCUCUGCCCCCUUUGCUUUAGAGAAUGAGGGUGAAUGAAGGAGACAAGAAUUAAGAUGGUGGUUUUUUUAAAAUCACCCUAUCUGCCAACCAUCUCUUACUUCUAUGCAGAAUGGGAUUUGGACACAAACAUUGUUUUCCAUUAGUAUACUUAUUUUUUCAAGAAAAGAAUACCAAUUGCAUUAUUUUGUUUGUCUAUUUAUUUUUAUGAUUGUGAUUGGCUCAGGUCUCACCUUAUAAUCUACCUCCGCCUUGCAAGGAAUCCAGCGUACUCCAACAGAGCAAAGUUCUUUUAAACAAGGUUUUCUAUAAUCAUGGACUUAUAAGAAGAGCUGUGUUAAAGUACUAUUCAAUAGGCCUUGAGCCAGCAGAAAUGUAUACUGGCUUAAACUGUGCUGCUUUUAUUGCUGAUCGGUAUUCUGCAACACUAAAAGGAGGCUGAUGAAAGCUUUAUCCUAUUGUGGGCCAAGUCGAAGAAAAUAAUUGAUGUAUGUUUUUCCCCCAACCUGGUUUCCCUUAUAGGUUCCGGUAGGAAAACAGUCACUAAUCACUCUCCCUUAUAUAGGUCAGAACUAGGUGACCGAAGGAAGGUGCUUAAAAUGACGAAUUAGCCACCUGUCAUAUAGGGAGGGAUAUGUGGCAUGAAGCAGGAGGGUCUUUAAUCUUCCUGUUUGGUACAACUCUUUCUCUUCAACUGCACGUUUUUCCUGAAAACAAGACUACUACAUCAUAGAAAGAGUACAAAACCCGUCCAAACAUAAUGUGGCUGAGAUGUAUAUGAAGGAAAGAAGGUGACCUUGACAGAAUCAUUAGCCAGGCAAAAGAAGCCGAAACAUUUCUUAAGCCUUGGGAAAGAAGAUAAUAUUCAGGAGCAGAUGCUCCCUAAUCACUGGAUUAUAAGGAAAGGGGGGAGGGGGGAGGUACAACACAGUCAGACUUGCAAGAUUGAUGCCAACCCCACUAAGAAGUAAAAUCAGAAUGAGAUCAACUCUAUAGGAAGACUAGAACUAUCUUUAUUGAGAUCGGCUGGACAGGCAGUCCUUGCUGAUCGAUUACUUCUUUGGCAACUAUGCAAAAUUAUGACAGCGCUGAAAGAGAAGACUUCCAACUAACUGGUUCCUAGAAAACACAGCUUUUGCAGUGUCUCCAUGGUCGUGAUUCAGGCAUUUGGCAACCGGCAAGCCUUUACGAUGGUCACAGCAUCUUAUGGUUGAGUGAUCACCAUUUGCAUCCUUCGCAAACCAGCUGCCAACA